Alosa alosa (allis shad) is the source of this 2277-nucleotide messenger RNA. RefSeq names its product solute carrier family 22 member 5-like. Gene Ontology annotation, molecular function: transmembrane transporter activity. The record is from RefSeq and is a predicted model, not a curated record. NCBI's taxonomy places the organism in Eukaryota, Metazoa, Chordata, Actinopteri, Clupeiformes, Clupeidae. The coding region runs from base 191 to 1843 and encodes 550 amino acids. Gene Ontology annotation, cellular component: membrane. Gene Ontology annotation, biological process: transmembrane transport. The transcript is spliced from 10 exons.
UGUGGACACACUCCCCCCUAAGAUGUUAUGGUUGACUUGAUCAGGAUCAUCACUAUAUUGCGUUGAAUCUGAGUUUUGGGCAAGUGGAGGACGGAGAGAGCUAACCUGAUGAGCAUUGAGUACAUACCUUUUUCCAUGACGAAAAGGCACCAGCAUUUUUAGGAUUUCAACCGAAUAAAAGCGUAGUACGAUGAGAGACUAUGAAGAAGUUACAUCUUUUUUGGGCCAAUGGGGGCCUUUUCAAAGACUCAUGUAUAUCCUCCUGAGCCUCAGCAGCAUCCCCAAUGGAUACGUGGGAAUGGCCAUGGUUUUCCUGGCUGAUAUUCCUCCUCACCACUGCAGGCUUCCAUUCCUGAACAGCAGCUAUGGGGGACCGGGCUACAAUCUGUCCCUCCCGACCCAGGAGGUGAAAGGAGAGGUCAUCCUGAGUCGUUGCAGUCGCUACACAGAACGGGGGGCUUUGGAUGCUGAGUCUAUCCAAAGCACAGAGCGCUGUCUGGAUGGCUUUGUGUUCAGCAAGGAGAGAUAUGUGUCCACCAUUGUGACUGAGUGGAAUCUGGUGUGUGAGGACGCUUGGAAAGCCCCAUUUUCUGUCACUGUGUUCUUCUUUGGUGUGCUGACUGGGUCCUUUCUCUCAGGAAUCAUAUCUGACAGGUAUGGAAGGAAGUUCAUCUUCUUCGCCACCAUGGCAGUGCAGACUAUCUUCAGUGUGAUUCAGGCUGCCUCCAACAGCUGGGAGAUGUUCUCUGUUCUUUACUUUAUCGUUGGAAUGGGACAAAUAGCCAAUUACUGUGCAGCUUUCAUUCUAGGUUCUGAGCUUCUGAAUAAGUCAUGCAGAAUAAGCUUCGCUACUCUGGGUGUCAGCCUGUCGUACGCCUUCGGCUAUGUGUGUCUUCCGCUCUUUGCCUACUUCAUCCGGGACUGGAGAAGGCUUUUACUGGCCUUGUCUGUUCCAGGAUUCCUCUACAUACCUAUGUGGUGGUUUAUACCAGAGUCUCCUCGCUGGCUACUGUCUCAGGGUCGAGUAGAGGAGGCUGAGGCCAUCAUUAGCGCUGCUGCCAAGAAGAACGGCAUCACUCCUCCUGACGUCAUCUUCAAGAGAGACGACACCGCAGAGCUGAUGCAAAAGGAUUGCGAUGGUGGACAGAAUACCUACACAUGGCUUGACCUUCUCAGAACUUCAAAUAUAAGGAAUACCACACUGGUGAACCUGAUCAUGUGGAUAUCAGUGGGUUUGACCUACUAUGGGCUGUCCUUAAAUACUUCCAAUAUGGAAGGCGAUCCUUACCUGAACUGCCUCAUAGCAGCGGGCAGUGAGGUCCUUGGAUACAGCUGCAUAUUUCUGGCUGCAAGCUACCUUCCCCGUCGAGUCACACUGCCAUUUUGUCUCAUUGUCUGUGGGGUUGUGCUGUUAAUCAUCAAAUUUGUGCCUGAAGACCUCAACACCUUGACUACCACACUGGCGAUGGUUGGAAAGACCUGUAUUACAGGGGCCUAUGGCUUCCUCUACCUCUACUGCACGGAGCUGUUCCCCACUGUAGUGAGGAACAUGGGGCUGGGCGUCACCUCAAUGGCCUCUCGGUUUGGCAGCACAAUUGCUCCAUAUGUGGCUUACAUGGGAACUUAUGACAAGGUGUUACCCUACCUUCUUAUGAGUGGCAUCAGCAUAAUCACUGGAAUCUUAAGUAUAACGUUACCGGAAACGAAAGACGAUGAGCUCCCCGAGCUUAUUAGUCAAGUGAAACCCCUCCACUGCUUUUGCCAGAAGCAAAGACCAGUUAAACGGAAAAGCCAAGAGGAAAAUAUACAAGUUGGAAUUGGACUGGAAAAUUCACACGGCUAGCAGGUUGCUCAGAUUACAACCUUUUAACCAUUUGAAAAGAACCCUUUAAUUUGAGGAGCACUGUACCUUAGAAUCAGAACACAGCUCUAAGUCAGAGAAAGCAUUCAAAACAGUAGGUUUUCAGUAAAAGGUUAUUACCAAGUUAUUAGACCUAAAGGACUUGGAGCAUACUUUAUGAACAGUUAGACAGUGUAUAAUAAAUGUGUGCUUAUGUUUUGAAAGUUUGUCUUGUAGCAUUCAUAUUUUAACUUCCCUUUAAUUGGGCCAAAUGUAAUUGCAUUUGACAUACAGGAACAUCGUUUGGUUUAGGUUUGUAAUUAUCCUGUAAUUAUCUCAAAUUAGCUCCUGUUAAUGCACAAUAUAUGUAUGUAUAUUGUAAUUACACAGCACUUUGAAUAAGAUGUUAAUGCAAUUCAUGAAUAAACUGGACUGAG